Camellia sinensis is the source of this 961-nucleotide messenger RNA. RefSeq names its product thioredoxin domain-containing protein 9 homolog. Gene Ontology annotation, cellular component: exocyst. Lineage: Eukaryota; Viridiplantae; Streptophyta; Magnoliopsida; Ericales; Theaceae. Gene Ontology annotation, biological process: exocytosis. The record is from RefSeq and is a predicted model, not a curated record.
UAGAAGGAAGUAUCACACACAAUUACACGAUGAGGUGACACUUCUUGCCCCGCUUUCUCUCCUCUAUCCUAGUUCCGUUGGAAAGUUUUUGAAUUGUUAUGAGGAGAGGAGGUAGGGAUCUCCACCAAUCAAAUCUAUGGACAAUUCUAAGGUUCAAGAGAUCAUAGAGAAGCAAGUAUUGACGGUGGCCAAAGCAGUCGAAGAAAAGAUCGAUGAUGAGAUCCACACCCUAGAUCGCCUCGAUCUCGACGAUAUCAAUGUCCUCAGAGAGUGCUGCCAUCAACAGAUAAAGAAAAUGAAGGAGAAGCAGAGCCGUUGGAUCGCCCUCAGCCAUGGCGAGAACUCCGAGAUCCCCGCCGAAAAGGACAUUUUCUCCGUGGUGAUGGACAAGCACUUGAGUAUAUUGUCAAAGCAGCACAUAGAGACACGUUUCGUGAAAAUACAUGCUGAGAAAAGUCCAUUCUUGGCUGAGAAGCUCAAGAUUGUUGUCCCUCCAACCCUUGCCCUUAUAAAGAGUGCCAAAGUGGACGAUUACGUGGGGUUGGCUAAAGCUCAAGUUAUCUUUUAUGAGGGCGAAUCAUCUCUAAAUCCAUCAAAGUCCAGUGCAAAAUCCAGGAGCGUUAGACAAAGCUCAAAUUCGCACUCUUUAAAUUCAGAUUCUUAGUAAUAUUACAUGGAUUGCCUCUUGUUGUAAUUCCCUUUGCUUUUUGGUGCGAAGAGUCGCUAUGAGGCUUGACGUCAUCAUCCUAUCUUACAUUUAGAGAACUUGACUCCAAGGGCUUUUUCAGGGGCCAUUGGAAGUUGGUAUUAUUUUCAGCUUAUUUUGGUUCGAAAUUCAGUUGGUUAUGUAAGAUCCAUUUUAUCACCUCAAAACCAUCUCUUGGAUGGUUAUCGUGUGUGAUUGUUCCUUUCUAUCAAUUUGAUUUUGCUUCGCAUCUGGGUUACAAAUUUUUGCUUUAAA